AUGUCCUGUUUCAGAGCAAUCGACCAAGCGAUUCUGUUGACUGCCAUAGUUGUGAAGAGAAAAAAAUUCUUAAAGAAGUUUAAAAAUCCAUGUUGGUUUGAAGAAUCAAAGAAAAUACUGCGAUGUCUUCCAUAUUUUCACCUUUUUGGCGUCUGUAAAAGUGGAACUACAGAUCUUUUUCAUAGAAUUACUCAACAUCCACACAUCCUGAAGAACAAGGGCAUUAUGGAAAAGGAAACGUGGUUCUGGAGCUGGAGACGAUAUGGAAAUGGGAACAUGCCUGGUGGUACCAUGUAUCUAAGUCAAUUUUCCAAAUUGUUUGAUUCCGAGACCAUUUCCAAAAAUGAACUGUCAGGCCCGGACGGAUCUACGUAUCAUCACCUUAUUACCGGUCAUGGUGAGCCUAUGGAUCUCUGGGAUCAAUCCUACUGGAAACUUAUACCUCAGAACGACCCGGAAGGAACGGAACCAAAUAUAACCACACCCUAUCUCAUUAAAUAUGUAAAUCCGGCAAUCAAGCUUAUACUUAUUCUCAGGAAUCCAGUAGAAAGGUUAUACAGUCAUUAUCUUCAUGGUAACUAUGGAAACAACACAGAUCAGUUUCAUGUUGACGUUUUACAAACCAUAAAAGAAUUACAUGUGUGUCAAGAGAAUCGUACACUACGAUCAUGUCUAUAUGACAGGGACAACAAAAAGAAAUUCAAGGUUCCCAUUUCUGCCAGUUUAUAUCACGUCCAUCUUCGAGAAUGGCUCAAAGUUUUCUCCAGAAAACAACUUCUUAUUAUCCGGAGUGAGGACUACAGUGCCAAUAUAUCAAAUACAUUACAGAGGGUCUUCACAUUCCUCGAAGUCGCGUCCCUGUCCCAGUCCGAGUUGCUCCGGGUUGCUGAAAUUCCACGACAGUAUCGCACAGCUCUGCGAAAUACCGCCGGGCCCAUGCGAUCGGAAACACGGAAAAUACUUCAGAACUUUCUAAGAGAGUCAAUAUAUCAGGUUGUUGAUAUUCUUCAGGAUCCGCGGUAUCUAAAAUGGAUGUGA
This is a messenger RNA of Ylistrum balloti, 1038 nucleotides long. RefSeq names its product carbohydrate sulfotransferase 15-like. The coding region runs from base 1 to 1038 and encodes 345 amino acids. The record is from RefSeq and is a predicted model, not a curated record. Gene Ontology annotation, biological process: hexose biosynthetic process. Lineage: Eukaryota; Metazoa; Mollusca; Bivalvia; Pectinida; Pectinidae. Gene Ontology annotation, molecular function: N-acetylgalactosamine 4-sulfate 6-O-sulfotransferase activity. The transcript has 7 exons.